AUGACGGACAGUUUGAGAAAAGUGAGUUUGGCUGCUACUGCUGCUGCUGAAAAUCUGGAAAAAUCUGGAAAAUUUUUUGUAGAAUGAGAAAUCUCAAGACAAAACAAAAGAGGAGAAAGAUGAAAAAGAGAAAAAGAAUGAUUCGGAUGAUUCGGAAAAGAAAAAAGAAAACAAGGAAUCGCCUGUAAUUAUAAAGGCGCCGACAAAGAAAAAAUCUGAAAUUGAAUCGGAAGACGAAAAAUCGGAAGAUGACACUCAAAGAAAAAAGAAGAAGAAGAAUUUGUCGAUUCGACCAGCAGCUUCAGUUCGAAGUCAUGCAACACUUUCAACACAAAGAAAAGUGAAAAAAGACAAAGAUGGAGCAGAUUUGGAGGAAAGAAAGACUGAACGAGAAAAAAAGAAAAAGGAUAAGAAGAAGAAGAAAAGAUCUAAGAAACCAACAACAUCUACUCGAGAACAACAUCAUGAAGAUAAAUCGAUAAUUGAACAAGCUAGACAAAAAUACAAUCUUAUAACACCAAAAAAUGAGGUUGAGAUUGAAGUUUUGGAAUUGGAAGCACCUUUGAGCACGCAAUGUAAAUAUAUGGAAGCAUAUAAGGUAUGAAAACAGAUAUGAAAACAAAACAAAUUGACACUUCACUAUUUUCAGCUCGUCCUUGAACAAACUUAUACACUUCUGAUUUCGCUGAUGCGUCGUGGUAACGGUACAACUGGAUUUGAUAAUAUAAAAUCCGAAAAAGGAAAUACUGCUCCUGACAAACUAUGCAAAUCACUCAUGUUAUCAAGUGUUUUCUGGUCAACUGCUACCGAAUUUCAACCUGCACUUUUGGAUUCAGUAAAAUCGAAUACAGCUCAAAUUGCGGCGGCGGAAAGACAUCUUCAAGAAAAAGGUCCGAAGCACAUGAAGAAGAUCAGAAAAUUCAUUGAACAAUAUUAUCCAACUUAUGUUGAGCUCAAAAUGAGUUUGCUGAAAUUGAAUAAAACUCGACCGGAUAGUGUUCAUGAAAAAGAGGAUUUGCUCAAGAAAAUUAGUAGUUUUGUGAAGGAACGGUAUAAAGAUGGAAAACACACACAUGCUGCUGAAAUACAAUGUGCACUCACUGAAAUUAUGUUGUAUCAUCGAGCCACGGAAAAGAAUUGGUAUAAUAUUGCAGAAAGAAAAAUGUGUACCGCCAAUUUUUGUCCAGAAGUGUUUGAUUUUGCACAAUUCGAUAAGAAAUGAAUGAUUUGAUUUUUUGAAAAGAUUUGGAUUCUAUGACGUAAUCCGAAAAAAAUAUUCCAGGGAAAUAGCAAAUAUAGAAUAUUUUUUUAAAUAAUGUUUGACUAUGAUAAUUUUGCGGAUGUUUUUCGGAAACGUCAUACUUCUGUUUGCUCAGAGGGGAACCAUAAGAAAACGAAAAAUAAUUUCAGAUCAGUACACAAAUCAAUUCUGAAUUUUCUGAAAUGUAUUUUUUUGAAUGUUUGGUGUGAAUUAACUUGAAGAAACUUUUGAAAAAAACUGUCAAAAAUCCAAAUAGCAGAUCUACGCACAAUUUCGAAAUAAUGUGUUUCUCAAUUUUUAAAGUUACAUGAAAUGUUGAAAUUAGCUUAUUGAUGUUUCGAAACCAGUUCGCAGUGUUUUUAUGAUAUAAAUAUCACGGAACCCAACUAUUUUCACAUUUUUCUUCACAUUUUUAAUUUUCAUUUUGUAGUUUUUUUUGCUUUUGGAUUUUUCAAUUUACUCUAUUCAAAUCUCUGUAAUUCUGUAAAUUGUUAAAUGUUUACUGACACAUUUCUAGGAGCUCAAAAUUCUCUAGCGCAUUUCUAGUAGUUUCAGAGAUAGGAGCUUCAGAACCAUGACAUCAUACAAGUUCAAACGUUCAAAAAUGAGUUUUUUCGAAGAUCAUCAAGUUGUUCAAAUACAAAAUCUCUCUAAAUCUCUGAAACCCUUGGGCUAAUUCUAUUUCUAUUUCGAGAAACCAUUUCAUUAUUUGAACAAAUUAAAUAGUACAGUGAAGCAUUAAAAUAAUAUGUAUGAAAAACACACAUACAUACAAAAUUUCAAAAAAUCACAUCAUAAUUCAUACAUUUAUUUGAACAGUUGCCUAUGUGAACAUGCUAUAAAACGAUGAAGCCAUUGAUGAGAAAACAUACGAGACUUCAUUCGAUUCCUUUUUUCUUCAACCAACCAAAUGAUGUCAUAAGCUAUCUUUUGGUGUCCAUUAAUUUUGUUCGACUUGGUUUUUCUAUUUUACUGCUGCUGGCUGCUGAUAAAACUGAUGAAAAUUGUGAUAAAAACGCGUAUAAAUUAGCGAAUUCGAAAGUUAUCAACAGCGUUUUCUUUGAUUUUUUGAUUCGGUUGAAGGAAUGACUCAAGCUCUUUUCCAUAAAAAAUCAGGAAAUUCAAUUACAGUAACUUUGAUAUAAGACUUCCCUGGCCUUCAAAACCUCUUUCCAAGUAUCCUAGCCUAGAAACCCCAGCUGUCAAGUAGCCGAGCCUAUAAACUCUAGUUCUCAAGUAGCCGCGCCUAAAGAACCUAAUCUUCUAGGAACCGCAUCUACAAUUCUUCUCUGGCAAGGAUCAGCGCCUAGAGAGAGUAGUUCUCAAGUAGCCACUCCUAGAGAGCCUGAUUGUCAAGGAAGCGUUCCUAGAAAGCCACUUUUGAACUCUAAAAUUACAAUCCUUCUUUCGAUUUGAUUUUUAGAUUUUUCUGGAAGCCCUUGAAUGACUACGGUAGUUUUUUUGAUGAGGCUUUUUCCUCAAAAAAAACAUGAAUUCUUUUCUGUUUUUGGUUUCGUUUCCAAAUCAUCAUUUUUUUUCAAGAUAACAAUUGUUUACUUUCAAUACUCCCACACACUUCGAACUUUUUUAUCAUCAUUUUAAUUUAUAUUCCGGUCAUAUAAAUCAAUUGUUUCUAGGAUGAUCGCAAUCCUUUUGCUCUCGCAAUCGGAGCUUCAGCUCAACCAACACAAUUCAAAGUGUUGCCAGUGGUUGAUUCCACCAUCGCCAUCAAAUUCCAAAACAUUAUUGCUCGCCCAGCUCCAGUUGUCCCAUCCAACUUGGCUUCAUAUGCGUAUGCUCUUGACUUCUCAGUUCCAGCAACUCUUUCAGCUCUUCAAUGUGUUAAGAAAGCUGGUUAUCAAGCAAUCUUUGUUCGCGCUUAUAAUCCAUCUGGACAAGGAUCUUUCGAUACCAAUUCAUGCAAUACAAUUCAAAAUGCUUAUUCAGCUGGUUUGGGAAUCGAAGUUUAUCUUACACCACAACCAUCAUCUACCAAGCAAGGUUAUCAACAAUUGGAUGAAGUUUAUCAAGGAUUGACAGCUAAGGGAAUUACUAUCAGAUCAAUCUGGAUUCAAGUCACAUCUCCAGCUAACUGGAAGAAUGGAGCAACUGCUAAUGUUAACUUCAUCAACUCAAUCAUCGCCAGAGCCAGAGUGAGUGUAGUUCAGAAAUAAGAACCGUGGAUCUUCUCACAUCUCUAAUCUCUGUUUUCCAGCAAUACGGUCUUACCGUCGGAGUCUACACCAGCUACUAUGACUGGAAUCAAAUCACCAACGGAUGGACCAAUGUUGGAAGCGAUGUUCUUUUGUGGUAUUGGAAUGUUUUGGGUGGUGGAGUUGCUGGUGAAUCUCCAGCCAACUUCCAAGAUUUCCGUGCUUUCGGAUGCUGGACUGCACCAACUGUUAAACAAUUCGCUCAAGUUGAAACUGUUUGUGGAUUGACUGUUAACAGGUUGGUUUUUUUGGAAAGAAUAGUGUUUUUAGAAGUCCCUCAAGAAGUUUUCAAGAAGUUUUCAAGAGGGAGUUUAACAACUGAAAAAAAAAAUAGCCCUGGAAAAUUCACUUUUUUAGUGUAGUCGCGUUUUUUGAACUUUUCUUUCUUAUCUUCAUAGGUUAAUUCUGACAAAAUCCGCUUAAAUUCUCUUACUGAUAAAAAACUUUCAAUGAAAAAUGAUCGAACAUAAAAUCAAGUACGUGUUUUUGCAGAGAUGUUUAUGCCACCAGUUCAAUGUCAAUGUCUGAUGCAAUCGCUGAAUCAAACGAUGUUGCUUCACAAGGAAUCUUUGUCGGACAAAUUGGACUCGCCCAUUAA
Caenorhabditis angaria is the source of this 4072-nucleotide messenger RNA. NCBI's taxonomy places the organism in Eukaryota, Metazoa, Nematoda, Chromadorea, Rhabditida, Rhabditidae. The record is from the annotation of a GenBank genome assembly.